AUGUUCCAGAAGGCGCACUCACGUUCCGUACCACCUGGGGAUGUCUGUCCAACUCCUGCCAGGCACAUAUUUGAGGUCAAGGAAGAGGUCAAGACUUGGAUGGUGACGACUUUCAAACUCCACUUGUCCGGCUUUCUCAAGCUGCGCGGAGCUCAGCUUCUCCAUGUCGAGGUCAUCUGCCGGCCUGACAAGGGUCACACCGAGUUUCUUUCAUUCAUGACAGCAUGGAAGGAGAAUGCUGUGCCUCGUGAAGCUCUCAUGACCUUCGCCAUGCCCGAGCUCAGUUCCGGGCAGACUGUGGGCUUGAAGCACUACGUCAACCACCAUAUUCAACCAUUGGGAGGGUCGGUUUACAUGAUGAACCACCAAACGCUUGGCAACCAGCGCAUGGAGGUCAACAUGAUUAUCCGAGGAUGGCAGCACAGCUGGCACGCGUUCCUCCAAGCUCUCUGCAUCAACUAUGCGCGGGGCAUUAUCAUGGCCAUGGACAGGCAGAAUAUGCUCCAGCAGGAGAAGACUCUGAGGCUUCUCAGGCAGAAGUGA
Molecule: messenger RNA, 543 nt
Organism: Apiotrichum porosum
Lineage: Eukaryota; Fungi; Basidiomycota; Tremellomycetes; Trichosporonales; Trichosporonaceae
Exons: 6
Coding region: 1-543 (180 amino acids)
Source: RefSeq, a predicted model, not a curated record